This is a messenger RNA of Melampsora larici-populina 98AG31, 591 nucleotides long. RefSeq lists its product as uncharacterized. Lineage: Eukaryota; Fungi; Basidiomycota; Pucciniomycetes; Pucciniales; Melampsoraceae. Gene Ontology annotation, molecular function: oxidoreductase activity, acting on the CH-OH group of donors, NAD or NADP as acceptor. Bases 1 to 591 code for a protein of 196 amino acids. The transcript is spliced from 4 exons. The record is from RefSeq and is a predicted model, not a curated record.
AUGAUGAUUAUCCAAGGAUCAAAAACAUCAAAAAAAUCUUUGAUCAGUCUCCUAAUAAUAAGUUUGUUUCGAUGGUUAUUAAAUUAUUCUUCAAUUGCUUGGUCAAAUGAAACUUGGAGAAUUGGGUCCGAUAGGAUUGAUUGGGAUCAUCAAAUCAUACAUGUUACUGGUGGCUCCGAUGGUUUAGGUAGAGUAAUUACUGAAACUUUGGCUAUUAAGAAUAUGAGGUUUUUUUGGGAUAUUAGACCUCUUACUGCAAAUCCAUCUGACUCAGAUGUCCAUCACUAUGAGUGCGACAUAUCGGAUGCGAAAGCUGUAGAAGCUGUAGCUGAUCGAGUCAAAAACGAAGUAGGAGAUCCAACAAUCAUUAUCAAUAACGUUGAAGUAGCGAAUGGAACAUUUAUCAUCGAUCUUAAUCCUAGUGAAAUUCAGCGCUUUGGAGUGAAUAUAAUGGCUCAUUUUCACCUCUUGAAGGCUUUCUUACCAACAUUAAUUGAACUAAAGAACGGAUACAUCGUCAGUACGAUUUCUAUUGCACUUUUGGCGUCUGUCAAGCUUCAGAUUACUGUACUUCAAAAGCAGCUGUUUUGA